Pseudopipra pipra is the source of this 5038-nucleotide messenger RNA. RefSeq names its product UDP-N-acetylglucosamine pyrophosphorylase 1 like 1 (gene UAP1L1). Gene Ontology annotation, cellular component: endoplasmic reticulum; membrane. The transcript has 20 exons. Bases 209 to 3514 code for a protein of 1101 amino acids. Gene Ontology annotation, biological process: carbohydrate metabolic process; UDP-N-acetylglucosamine biosynthetic process; mannose trimming involved in glycoprotein ERAD pathway. The record is from RefSeq and is a predicted model, not a curated record. NCBI's taxonomy places the organism in Eukaryota, Metazoa, Chordata, Aves, Passeriformes, Pipridae. Gene Ontology annotation, molecular function: UDP-N-acetylglucosamine diphosphorylase activity; calcium ion binding; mannosyl-oligosaccharide 1,2-alpha-mannosidase activity.
GCGGCUCCGAGAACGGGCGGGGACGGCCCUACAGCCCCGCUCUGCGUGACUAGCUUAGGCUGCGACCAGCCCCGCUCCCGGGAGCGGCGGGGAGGGGGCUCCGGGGGGCUGGACGGCACCUCUGGCCCCGCCCGGUGCCGCCCUGUCCCGGUGCCGGCCCGCCUGCUCCCGCUGGGUCCCGAGCCGGUCAGAGCGGGCUCCCUACGCCAUGGAUCCGCCCGAGGAGGUGCGGGCGCGGCUGGAGCGGUCCGGGCAGGGCCACCUGCUGCGGUUCUGGGCCGAGCUGGGCCCCGAGCAGCGCAGAGCGCUGCUGGCGGCGCUGCCGCCGGGGCUGGGCGAACACUGCCGGCUGGCGGCGGCGGCCGGGGCCCGCCAGCGCGGCCCGCCCGAGCGCCUGGACGGCCGGAUGGAGCCGCUCCCCGCCGAGCUUCUGGGCAGCGCUCGCCGCAGCGGCCCCGCCGCGCUGCAGCGCUGGGAGGCGGAAGGCUUGUAUCAGAUCUCGCAGAACAAGGUGGCAGUGCUGCUUCUGGCUGGAGGGCAAGGAACCCGCCUGGGAGUGAGCUAUCCCAAGGGCAUGUACAACGUGGGGUUGCCCAGUGGCAAGAACUUGUAUCAGAUCCAGGCAGAAAGAAUCCGCAAAGUGGAGCAGCUCGCUGGCCAGAGACAUUGCUGCAAGUGUGCCAUUCCCUGGUACAUCAUGACAAGUGAGUUCACACUGGGGCCAACAGAAGAGUUUUUUGUACAACACAACUACUUCAACUUGGAUAGAUCCAACGUGAUCAUGUUUGAACAGCGAAUGCUGCCUGCUGUCACCUUUGAUGGGAAGGCCAUCUUGGAGGAGAAGGGGAAAAUUGCUAUGGCUCCAGAUGGCAAUGGUGGCUUAUACCGUGCUUUGGUGGAUAAUAAGAUCUUGGAUGACAUGAAGCAGCGUGGAAUCCAGUAUGUCCACGUAUAUUGUGUGGACAAUAUCCUCGUGAAAAUGGCAGAUCCAGUCUUCAUAGGUUUCUGUGUUUCCAAAGGGGCAGACUGCGGUGCAAAGGUGGUGGAGAAGGCCUACCCCACGGAGCCAGUUGGGGUGGUGUGCUGUGUGGAUGGGGUGUACCAGGUGGUGGAGUACAGUGAGAUUAGCCCGGAGACUGCGCAGCAGCAGCGCCCUGAGGGGGGACUGAUGUUCAGCGCUGGCAACAUCUGCAACCACUUCUUCACUGUUGAUUUCCUGGAAAUAGUGGCCCAGAAAUGUGAGCCGCAGCUGAAGCAUCACGUAGCCAUAAAGAAGGUGCCCUACAUUGACAAGGAGGGAAAUCUGGUAAAACCACUAAAACCGAACGGGAUAAAGCUGGAGAAGUUUGUGUUUGAUGUGUUCCAGUUCUCUAAGAAUUUUGUGGCAUUUGAAGUUUUGAGAGAAGAAGAGUUCUCACCACUAAAAAAUGCAGACAUGGCUGACAAAGACACUCCUACCACUGCUCGGCAAGCCCUUCUGGCCCAGCAUUACCGCUGGGCUCUCAAGGCUGGGGCCAGAUUUGUGGAUGAAAAUGGUUGCAGGAUACCAGAGAAACUCAGUCUCUCAGGAACUGAAGAUCCUCCAGCUGUGUGUGAGAUUUCUCCGUUAGUGUCUUACUUUGGAGAGAAAUGGAAGCAGCUGUCCCGACUCCAGCGGAGUGUCAUUCUCUUCCUAUUUGCCUUCUUGGCAGUCUGUGGAGUCAUUUCGUACACAAGCAUGGGAGAAGCAUGGAAAAGUCUAACAAACAAGCCAUUAGAUGAUCAGAGAACAGAACAAGAAAUUCCUGGAGUAAAGCUGGCAAAUCCAGCUGUUCUACCAGCACCCCAGAAAGCAGAUGCCAACCGUGGAGACUACCCUGAGCUUUCGCCGCAGAAGCAGCCAAACCCACCUCAUGUUCGUCGUGGUCCUUCCAAUCUUCAGAUCAAGGCACCACAGAGGGACACAAGGCUGAAGACCCGACACAGUACCAUCAGGGCUGUAGAAGGGCCAGUCCAGACUGAUAAAGGAGAGAAAACGGAGAAAUCCAUUAUCAGCUGGAGAGGAGCAGUGAUAGAACCUGACCAAAACACUGAACCUCCAUCCAGUAAAAUAAAGGAACCAGAAAAACCUUCAUCUGUGGAGGCUGAAGACCAGAAGGAACCAGUGCCCAUAAAUGAGCGGCAGCUGGCUGUGAUCGAAGCCUUCCGCCAUGCCUGGAGAGGGUACAAGGAUUUUGCCUGGGGCCACGAUGAGCUGAAGCCUUUGUCCAAGUCCUACAGUGAGUGGUUUGGACUUGGGCUUACCUUAAUUGAUGCCUUGGAUACCAUGUGGAUUUUAGGCUUAAAAGAAGAAUUUGAAGAAGCAAGAAAAUGGGUAGCAAAUGAUUUAGUAUUUGAUAAAAACGUGGAUGUGAACCUGUUUGAGAGCACUAUCCGUAUCCUGGGCGGCUUGCUGAGCACCUACCACCUCUCUGGAGAUAGCCUUUUCCUGGAAAAAGCUAAAGACAUUGGGAACAGGCUUAUGCCAGCAUUCAAGACCCCCUCCAAGAUACCGUAUUCUGAUGUCAACAUUGGCCGGGGCACUGCACAUCCUCCUCGUUGGACAUCCGAUAGCACUGUGGCAGAGGUGACCAGCAUUCAGCUGGAGUUUAGGGAGCUCUCUCGUCUCACUGGAGAUGAGAAGUUUCAGAAAGCUGUAGAUGAGGUGAUGAAGCAUGUUCACACACUCUCAGGGAAAAAUGAUGGCCUUGUGCCUAUGUUCAUCAACACCAACAGUGGGCAGUUCACGCACCUGGGGGUCUACACUCUGGGAGCCAGAGCUGACAGCUACUAUGAAUAUCUGCUCAAGCAGUGGAUUCAGGGUGGGAAAAAAGAAAACGAGCUGUUGGAAGACUAUAUGAGAGCCAUAGAAGGGGUGAAAAAGCAUCUUCUUCAGAGAUCAGCCCCCAAGAAGCUUACUUUUGUAGGAGAGCUUGCUCAUGGCCAUUUCAGUGCCAAGAUGGAUCACUUGGUUUGCUUCUUGCCGGGUACUUUGGCACUAGGAGCCCACAAUGGACUGGAUGCUGAUCAUAUGAAGUUGGCUGAAGCCCUUAUAGAAACCUGCUACCAGAUGUACGCUCAAGUAGAGACAGGCCUGAGCCCGGAGAUUGUACAUUUCAACCUCCAUGCGCAGAAGGGCCACAAAGAUGUGGAAAUCAAGCCCGCAGACAGGCACAACUUACUGCGACCAGAGACUGUGGAAAGCCUUUUUUAUAUGUACAGAUUCACUGGUGAUAAGAAAUAUCAAGACUGGGGCUGGGAAAUCUUGCAGAACUUCAAUAAAUACACACGGGUUCCUACAGGUGGUUAUACUUCCAUUAACAAUGUCCAGAAUCCCAGUAAUCCAGAGCCACGGGAUAAGAUGGAGAGCUUCUUCCUUGGAGAAACACUCAAAUACAUGUUUCUGCUGUUUUCAGAUGACAUAGACUUAAUCAACCUUGACAAAUACAUCUUUAACACGGAGGCUCAUCCACUCCCUAUCUGGGUGCCAGCAUAGACUCUGCAACACUGGACCUUUCAGUGGUGGCAUUUUUAUCUCCAAGUCACUUUACUUUUCCGGGUUUGAGGAGAGAUGCUAUAUUGCACCUUUUUUGGCUUCAAACAACAAACAAAACCUUGGGGAAAGCAUCUCUGGUUUGAAGAAAUCAUGUCAGUCUUAAAUCUAAUCCCUGGUUCUGGGAUGAACAAACCGUGCCAUAUGAAGCUGGUUUCCCUAGUACUGAUGACGAGGUUCAGAGAGUAAUUGCAGUGUGGACCACGACAUUCAUGGGGCUCUGGUGACCCAGAACUCACUUAUGUCAGUCUUACUAAAUGCUCAUUAUAUAUUGGGAAUGCAGCAAGUCAGCUUAGGGCACAGGGUUGUUCCUGGAGAGCAAGAAUAAGCCUACAGUUUUUUUGUUUAUUCUGGAUUCACUGAAACACUGGAUUACAGAGCCAUUCCUUUGUCAGAAUGUGACAGUGGUUCAGGUGGAAAGUGGAAUAAACAAAAGAGCUGUAGUGCUGUCCCAGGUAGAAGCAAAUCUGUCAGUAUUGCUGCUGAUACUCAGAUCUCAUUCCAAACUCACAAGCUGUGCUGCAUCACCUUAGGGAGAAGGAAGAAGCAGCAGAGCAUCCAUUGUAGAGCACUUUGAACAGUCUAUUCAAGCUGAGGCUGAAAUGAAUGGUGAAAGGGAAUUUGCUGCUGGUUUGGCUCAAAGUGGUAUAUAAUUUUUUAGAGGUAUUGCAGUUUUUUAACUUAUCUGCAGGAAUGCAGGAGAUAAUGUGAAAUACAAGUGAAACUACAUGUGCAUUUUAUAUAUUAUUUGCAUCAGUUAGACUCAGGUAUUCUGACUGAAAGCUGCUUUCUGAGGUUGGGUACUGGGAAAGCUUGUGAGCACAUUAGUUAUCAGCCUCCUUCCGUCCCUUCCUGUCCAGAUAUCACAUCAUGAGGUGUUUGUUGACUCAAGCUUACAACUGUACAGCACAGUUAAUGUUAUUCAUAAUUUCUUGGACUGGAGAAAUUUUCAAUUUUUUUUUUCCUUAGUAAUACAUUGGUUAGAAGUAUUUUCGAUAGUAGUGUUAAAAGCAGACAGUCUGAAAGUAUUACAGUAAUUUCAGGUCCCAGUAGAAUUAGAGAAAUCCAUUUCAGUUGCUUGAAGACAAAGCAGACCCAGGUUUUUUAAGAAUCUUAUUGGAGCCCUGGAAUCUUUCAUUUUUAUACGUGCAAUAGAUUUCAAACCAUGAAUUUGGAAAUGAGCUUUCUUUAGUGCUUGUCCUUUUGGAUUUGUAGCUACUUGGACAGUCCUGUAUUCACAGAUAAGAUCUCAGAAAUGUGCUUGUUCAUAUUUCUGGAAGAGGUUUUUCUCGCUGAAAUGCCCUUUCCCCUGUGGCAGUGGGUGUGAUGGGCACAACCAGGUGGCAGCAGGGAGGUCCAGUCCCCACUAACACCAGUGCCACUGACAGAACUGAUUGAGUCUGACUGGAAUGGCUGAGGGAGGUAUGUGUAUUUUAUAGUAAUUAAAACCUUUGAUUUGUAAAGUAA